This is a messenger RNA of Bactrocera latifrons, 1194 nucleotides long. It is a transcript of the gene MED7, whose product is annotated as mediator of RNA polymerase II transcription subunit 7. Gene Ontology annotation, cellular component: core mediator complex; mediator complex. The coding region runs from base 137 to 784 and encodes 215 amino acids. The record is from RefSeq and is a predicted model, not a curated record. Gene Ontology annotation, biological process: regulation of transcription by RNA polymerase II. The transcript is spliced from 2 exons. Lineage: Eukaryota; Metazoa; Arthropoda; Insecta; Diptera; Tephritidae. Gene Ontology annotation, molecular function: transcription coregulator activity.
GACAACUUCAGUUCGAUAUGUUUUUAUCCCUGAUAUACAUAGACAUAGUGAAUUAGUGAAACAUAGUUAAUAUUAAGUGUCGUUCGUGGUUAAUAAGUAAAAAUCUAAAAAUAAAGGCAAAAGAGAAGUAUUAAAAAUGGCCACCCAAGAAUCACAGGUUAUGAGUUUACCACUGCCACCGACGCAGUACAUCAAUCUUUUUUCUGAGGAAAACAUAAGGAGAAAUCGUACGCCUCGACCUCCACCUCCAAUGCAGGAUUCUUAUAGCAUGUUUGGAAUACAGUACAAUAAUGAAGAAAUGAUUCGAUCGUUGGAAUCUCAAAAUAUAAAACGUCUCAUACCUAUACAUUUCGACCGUCGGAAGGAAUUGAAAAAACUCAAUCAUUCAUUAUUUGUAAAUUUUUUAGAUCUUAUUGAUCUCUUGAUUCAAUACCCCGACAGCCCACGAAGAACCGAAAAGAUCGAUGACUUGAGCCUCCUGUUUGUUCACAUGCACCAUUUGCUGAAUGAAUUUCGACCUCAUCAGGCACGUGAAACCUUGCGAGUAAUGAUGGAGAUGCAGAAGCGACAGCGUGUAGAGACUACAACAAGGUUUAAAAAGCAUUUGGAACGAGUAAGAGAAAUAGUUAACACAGCAUUUGCGGUAUUACCCGAAAUACGUGACGACGAAUUUGAUAACACCGACAAGGUUAAAAUGGAAAUAGAUACACAAGAGAGUAAUGCCAAUAAUCGUAGUGAUCAGUUGGAUCGCAUUAUGUGCAAAAUUGUUGACGGGAUGGAUUAGCCAUUAGAAUAUUUUAUAGAAAUAUUUUUAUAUUUUAAUAUAUAAUAUUUAAUUCGCACACGUAAUGGAAAUGAAACUAGAUUUUAAGGUGAACGUGACAAAACUCCUCCAAGUGCUUCUUCAUAUGUGCAGUUUAUUUUGUGUGCCCAUUAAAAUGAAUAAAUUUUUUAGUUCUUUAGUUUUGUAUCUAUAAUAGGUUAAAUGCAGUUAAAAAGUACACAUCUUCUUCUUCUUAAUUGGCGUAGACACCGCUUACGCGAUUACUUUGAUUACAUCCGUGUAAAUGGGGUAUAUGCGGAUAGGGGAGCUUCUCGAGAGGAGGAAUAUCGAAAAAUGAUAUGAAAAUAACUUAUAUUUUUAAAAAUAUUCACGAUUAAAGGUUCAAAAAUUUGCACUAAUAGCACAUGGUA